Molecule: messenger RNA, 4212 nt
Organism: Peromyscus californicus insignis
Lineage: Eukaryota; Metazoa; Chordata; Mammalia; Rodentia; Cricetidae
Gene: Sgms2
Product: sphingomyelin synthase 2
Exons: 6
Coding region: 587-1684 (365 amino acids)
Biological process (GO): ceramide biosynthetic process; sphingomyelin biosynthetic process
Cellular component (GO): Golgi membrane; endoplasmic reticulum membrane
Molecular function (GO): sphingomyelin synthase activity; ceramide cholinephosphotransferase activity
Source: RefSeq, a predicted model, not a curated record
GCACACGUCGCAGUCGGGAAGCAGUUUCCGAAACCCGAGGAGGUGCGGAGGUGGCUUAUCCCUUCCCGAGCCCCACCCCUGAAAGUUGCUGGGAGCGGCACCCAGAGAACUUUCCCAGAUCGAUCCCCGCCCGCGUUCGGGGAGGUCUGCCCGGCUCUGCGCUCAGCCUGCGGCCCGGAGCCACCUCGCGCUGCCUGCCAAGCCCCUCCUUCGCUGCAUCUUCUAGGGCCGCAGAGGGGAGGGUCGGCUAGAAUCGCCUCCCGAAGAAGUCGCACCGGUUUUUCGUGCUCGGCUGGACGCCGGCAAGAGACACGACCGCGGGAGCCCGCGGGAGCUUCGGGCCCGGGGAGGGACAGCAACAUCUUCUGUGGGAACGAGAAUCAGCUUCCUUGUGUGAAUACCCAGCAGAUUGUUGUAUGAGAGUACUAAGAACCAGAAAGCCACCACCGUCCACGUUUCAUAUCAGCACAUACCAUCAAUUCUAAGAGUCCAUGUGGAUCUUGGAAGUAGAAGGAUUUAAAAGAGUUAAGUUUCCCCAGAGAACAAGAACCUUACCAUCUCCUUUAGCUCUGAAGGCUGGCAGACAAUGGAUAUCAUAGAGACAGCAAAACUUGAAGGUCAUUUGGAAAAUCAAACCAAUAACUCCACCAACACUUACACAAGCCCUGGUGAAGCUGUAGACGACGGAAACAAAAAUGGCAAUGGUAAACCCAAGAGCUUAUCCAAUGGGCUACGAAAGGGUGCCAAAAAGUACCCGGACUACAUCCAGAUUUCUAUGCCCACUGACUCCAGGAACAAGUUUCCCCUGGAGUGGUGGAAAACGGGCAUUGCCUUCGUGUAUGCCCUCUUCAACCUUGUCCUCACAACAGUCAUGAUCACAGUCGUGCACGAGAGGGUCCCUCCCAAGGAGCUCAGCCCUCCACUCCCAGACAAGUUCUUUGAUUAUGUCGACCGGGUCAAAUGGGCAUUUUCUGUAUCAGAAAUAAAUGGGAUCGUAUUAGUUGGGUUAUGGAUCACCCAGUGGCUUUUUCUGAGAUACAAGUCCAUAGUGGGCCGCAGAUUCUUCUUCAUCAUCGGAACAUUGUACCUGUAUCGCUGCAUAACUAUGUACGUCACUACGUUACCUGUGCCCGGAAUGCACUUCCAGUGUGCUCCGAAGCUCAAUGGAGACUCUCAAGCAAAAAUACAACGGAUUCUCCGGUUGAUUUCUGGCGGUGGGUUGUCCAUAACGGGAUCACACAUCCUGUGUGGAGACUUCCUCUUCAGUGGUCAUACGGUUGUGCUGACACUUACUUACUUGUUCAUCAAAGAAUAUUCACCUCGUCACUUCUGGUGGUAUCAUCUGGUCUGCUGGCUGCUGAGUGCUGCUGGGAUCAUCUGCAUUCUUGUGGCACAUGAACACUAUACCGUCGAUGUGAUCAUUGCCUACUACAUCACAACACGGCUGUUUUGGUGGUACCAUUCCAUGGCCAAUGAAAAGAACUUGAAGGUCUCUUCCCAGACAAAUUUCUUGUCUCGGGCUUGGUGGUUCCCCAUCUUCUAUUUUUUUGAGAAGAACGUACAAGGCUCCAUUCCCUGCUGCUUCUCCUGGCCGCUGUCCUGGCCCCCUGGCUGCUUCAAGUCAUCAUGCAAAAAGUACUCACGGGUCCAGAAGAUCGGGGAGGAUAAUGAAAAGUCUACGUGAGCAGCUGACCCGGCAGUAGCUUUUCUACCAGAAGAGUCCAUGCUAUAACCAAAGACGCAGCUUCAUGUUUAUUUUCAGAGUACUGACUGGUGAAUGACGUGGACCAAAUUUUGUGCAAAAGAUCGGAACAACGAAUGAAGUAUUACCUUUUGGCUUUUUUUUUUUUUUUAAUUCAUCCCAAGAAACGUAUAUUUUCCUGCAGCUCUUCACUCGUGGGUGACAGAGUCCCCCAAACUGGGAUUUUAAAGAGGUGGCUAAGAACACACUGUGCCUCUCCUCAUUCUUCCUCCACUUCCACAUUCUUUCCAGAUUUUGUUUUUCCCUUCAAGGUCAGAAGAGUUUGCUAAUGUUUUGAAUAAAAUGUCUGGAUGUGUAGAGCCACGGUGUGAAUACGGGCAGUGAUGGUGGGAACGGGUUUCCACCACGCAGGUCACUGAGGGCAUGCCACAGGUGGGUCCGGGUCAAGUGCACUUUGUAUCUGCCCCGUCUGGGGGAAGUUGGGGUGCUGUCUGGGCUUUGCUUUGCUGCUACCCCACCCCCAUGCACUAUGUAUGACUUUUCCUUUUUUUUUUUUUUAACUUUUACCCGAUAAUUUUAUUUUUAAAGAAGGGGUGUUCCAAGGGGCGUGAGAGUGACACACUCAUGGGUUUUUCUGGCGUGUGGAUUUUUCACUUUCAAGUCUCUGUGACAGAUCCACAGGAAGCAUGGGGCAUUUCUGCUCUCCACGUUAGAGGCUGCCUGCCUGGAGCCCAGGGCUGUUAACUGCACUAGCACAGGCUGCAGACACAUAUGUGAAGUGAUGUUCACACUCGUGGGGGACACGAGCAUGCUCCCCUUCUAGCUUGGACCCUGUUGUGAUGUGCUUCUAAUUGGAACCUAGAGAAAGGUUUGGGCACAUUCCAUUUAAACAAUUCCUUCUUAGUUAAUACUGUGCUUUGCAGGAAAUGCAAGAUGGAUCCCAAAGGUUUACUGUGUCCCUGCCUUUAAGCAGGGCACUCUGCUCUCUAAGUGCUCCCGAGGGCACACACCACCACUGAGCAGUUUGACUUCCACCCUGUGAACAUGACACAUGGUGCUGCACUUAAACAUGCCGUUGGCAUCCACCCUCAACUACAUAGGAGCAGGGAGCUAAGCAUGGGGGCCGCACGCCUUUAAUGCCAGCACUCAGGAGGCAGAGGCAGGCUGAUCUCUCUGAGUUCGAGUCCAGCCUGGUCUACAAAGUAAGUUCCAAGACAGCCAAUGCUGUUACACAGAGAAAUCCUGUCUCCAAAUAACCCACCACCACCACUCCCCAAAAAAGAACAGGGGACAGCUAUGUCUAAUAUUGAACAGAUUUUAAAAAUCUGGUAGGUUUAAGAAUAUCUGGUUUAAUAUGUCACUCAGUGCUAGUGCUUCUUUGCAUAAUCCUGCCUUGAUUUCUUAACUACUGGAAGAUUAGCCUGUGAAACUUACAGUUAACGGUGGAAACCGUUCUCCGGUUACACACUUGUCAGCAUGGGAGCCAAGGGAGGUGAAGCAGGGUGGAAGGAGGCGGUCACAUUCACAGUGAUGAAAUGGGUGGAGAACAUCCUCGGGUUUAUCCUUAUAAGCUAGUUGGCCUUGAGUAGUCAGAAUUAAACUUUAAAUUGCUUGGGAAAAAAAGCACAAUGCAGAUUUGUUCAGAAGGGCCAUUGCCCUCUGGUGCUAAAAUUCUGUGUAUGUGUCCAGAAUGUCUGUCUUUCUGUGCUACUGGGGAGGUAAAGAAAAGGGCUCUGGAUUCAAAGGCAAGAGAGUAAGAUUCUCAAAUCUGGCUAUCUUCACUAGAGUGGGAACCCUAAAGAUCUUCAGCAGACUUUGAAAUGCAAGGGUUUUUUCAAGUAUUUUUAUUGAAAAAACCAAUAACAAAUGCAUACCCAGUUUAUCUUGUAUUAGACACAAUUCUCUACAGUUUUCACAUGUCCAUUUCCUCAACUCUGACCCUUAAGUUAGAACAAAAUGUUUUACUUCGAAACACUAAUUUAACUUCUGCAUCUGAUUGUGAGGGAUUCAUUUGGCACUGAAGCCUUUGGUCUGUGAGUCCCUCAUUGAAAAAAAACACCCGAGAGCCUUCUCCAGCUGUGGCUAAGAUUUCCCGUGUUUCUUCAAUUGAGGAAACGCUUAAGCAUUAUUACAUUGCAUGCUGAUUGUUGGGGACCCUUGAAACCGUAAACCUUGCCAUUUAGUCAAAUAAUCCAGGCUGGAAAAAACAAUACCAUCACUUUCUAAAGGACUUUGAAAAUACCCGUGAGUCUUGUGUGGACACUACUUUUCCCAUGCUCUCUGUAUAUUCACUAUGGCUCUCUCAUAGAUGCUGAUGAGGAAGCAUGUGGCUUGAAAAUAAGAGAGGGAUGCCAGGCGGUGGUGGUGCACGCCUUUAAUCCCAGAACUCAGGAGGCAGAGCCAGGUGGCUGGUGUCUGAGUUCGAGGCCAGCCUGGUAUACAGAGCAAGAUCCAGGACAGGCACCAAAACUACACAGAGAAACCCUGUCUCGAGAAAAACAAAAAAGAAA